Molecule: messenger RNA, 969 nt
Organism: Penicillium diatomitis
Lineage: Eukaryota; Fungi; Ascomycota; Eurotiomycetes; Eurotiales; Aspergillaceae
Product: carbon-nitrogen hydrolase family protein
Exons: 3
Coding region: 1-969 (322 amino acids)
Molecular function (GO): catalytic activity
Source: RefSeq, a predicted model, not a curated record
AUGACACAGACUAAGACAACCCACGUUCGAGUCGCCGUGACUCAGGCAGAGCCGGUCUGGCUUGACUUGGAAGCGACCGUGCAAAAGACUUGCGCGCUCAUCACAGAAGCAGCCGAGAAUGGCGCGGAGGUGAUUUCGUUCCCCGAGUGCUGGAUUCCUGGUUAUCCUGCGUGGAUAUGGUCACGCCCGGUCGACCCGCAGCUGCACUCCGAGUACAUUCUCAACUCUCUGCAGGUAGACUCUCCCCAGAUGGCCCGGAUCCAAAAGUGCGCCCUGGACAGCAAAAUCGUCGUGAUUCUAGGCUUUGCCGAGAACCGCCAUCACUCACUCUACAUCUCGCAAGCCAUCAUCGACUCGAACAGUACGAUCGUCACCACCCGCUCCAAGAUCAAAGCCACUCAUAUGGAGAGAACCGUGUUUGGAGACGCAUCGGCCGAGUGUCUGGACAGUGUGGCGGAUACCGCGGUUGCUCGGAUCGGCGCAUUGUCCUGCUGGGAGCAUACGCAGCCAUUACUCAAGUACCACACUUAUUCGCAGAGAGAACAGAUUCAUGUGGCGGCGUGGCCUCCGUUGUUCGAUCAUACCGGGGGUGAGGAGCUUUGGUCCAUGUCUCGACAAGUAAUUGCAGGAACUCAAGCCAUCGCCAGCACCUACGCCAUCGAAUCCCAGACGUUCGUACUCCACACCACAGCCGUCAUCAGUCAAGCUGGGAUCGACCGCAUGCAGACCCUCCCAGGAUGUAUCAUGGGCUCACCGGGCGGUGGAAGCUCCGCCAUCUUCGGCCCAGAUGGGCGCAAGAUCUCGACAGAUCUGCCCGAGACCGAGGAAGGAAUCAUCUAUGCGACGCUGGAUCUGAACGAGGUGCUCAAGUCGAGGGCAUUUAUCGAUGUCUGUGGGCAUUAUAGUAGACCGGACCUUUUGUGGCUCGGGGUGGACAAGAAUGUGAAGAAGCCGGUACGGGAGCAGUGA